GUUUGUUUACAACCGGCGGUUUUAGAUGUUACACCCAAGACGCUUCCCCUGAAACAAGCGAACUCAUUCAAGGGUCUUUGGCUGGAGGUCCAAGGAGUGAUUUACAAGCAUAUCUUCUCUUUCUGCAGGUCCUGUGUUUAAAGAUUGAAAGAUGUUUUUGACAAGAUCAGAAUAUGACAGAGGUGUAAACACAUUCUCUCCUGAAGGAAGAUUGUUCCAGGUUGAAUAUGCCAUAGAGGCUAUAAAGUUGGGCUCCACAGCCAUUGGUAUCCAGACCUCAGAGGGGGUGUGUCUGGCAGUGGAGAAGAGGAUCACCUCUCCACUGAUGGAGCCGAACAGCAUUGAAAAGAUUGUGGAGAUCGACAGUCACAUCGGUUGCGCCAUGAGUGGCUUGAUAGCUGAUGCCAAGACUCUUAUUGACAAAGCAAGAGUGGAAACACAGAACCACUGGUUCACCUACAAUGAGACCAUGACAGUGGAGAGCGUGACUCAGGCUGUGUCCAACCUGGCACUGCAGUUCGGAGAGGAAGAUGCUGAUCCCGGUGCCAUGAGUCGACCAUUUGGUGUGGCACUUCUGUUUGGAGGAGUUGAUGAAAAAGGACCUCAAUUGUACCACAUGGACCCAUCAGGAACUUUUGUGCAGUGUGACGCUCGGGCCAUCGGCUCAGCAUCUGAGGGAGCGCAGAGCUCUCUGCAAGAGGUCUACCACAAGUCCAUGACAUUAAAAGACGCCAUCAAGUCAUCUCUCACCAUCCUAAAGCAGGUGAUGGAGGAGAAGCUCAACGCCACCAACAUCGAGCUGGCGACAGUAGAGCCCGGAAAGACCUUCCACAUGUAUUCCAAAGAGGAGCUGGAGGAUGUAAUCAAGGACAUCUAAAGCAGAAACGAUUUGAAAGUCUUCUGUUGGAGUUCUGGACAAGGAAGAUUCACCUGGGCAGAAUGUCACAACACAACACAACUUUCCAUCAGCACAUUGUCCUCGCUGCAGUCCCAGUUUUUUGGAUUGCAUAAGAGCUGUCUCUUUGUAUUGUGCUAAUUUACUUCUGUGUCUCUCAGUAACUGUACAUCUUUGUACAGGAGUCUGACCAGCACUUACAACUGAGUAGCAGGAAAACGGUAGGG
Messenger RNA from Notolabrus celidotus (New Zealand spotty), 1122 nucleotides. It is a transcript of the gene psma5, whose product is annotated as proteasome 20S subunit alpha 5. The transcript has 10 exons. The record is from RefSeq and is a predicted model, not a curated record. Gene Ontology annotation, biological process: proteasome-mediated ubiquitin-dependent protein catabolic process. Lineage: Eukaryota; Metazoa; Chordata; Actinopteri; Labriformes; Labridae. Gene Ontology annotation, cellular component: proteasome core complex; proteasome core complex, alpha-subunit complex; nucleus. Bases 152 to 877 code for a protein of 241 amino acids.